Molecule: messenger RNA, 237 nt
Organism: Paramecium sonneborni
Lineage: Eukaryota; Ciliophora; Oligohymenophorea; Peniculida; Parameciidae
Source: the annotation of a GenBank genome assembly
AUGAGAUAUUCAUAUAGUUUAUUUAAAAAAGAAAUAUUAGAAUUCAGUUUAAAAAUCAAUUUAUCUAACAAGGAAGGACAGGAAGAAAUGAUUGAUUAGAUGUAAAGAAAUAAAUUAAUGGUUGACAAUUAUUUAUAAAGUUUAAUUUUAAUAAUAAAGAAAUUUUUACACUAAUUGAUAAUAAAAUAAGUUGGUUCAAUGAAAAUCUAUUUCAAAGAAGUGAAAUUUUUCAAAUGA